Molecule: messenger RNA, 3254 nt
Organism: Amborella trichopoda
Lineage: Eukaryota; Viridiplantae; Streptophyta; Magnoliopsida; Amborellales; Amborellaceae
Molecular function (GO): protein binding
Source: RefSeq, a predicted model, not a curated record
UAUCUCCUAACACUUCCCCAUUUCAUAUGCUACUCAACCUAAAAAGAAUUCCAAAAUAUUCUCAUUCAAUUCCUGCAAUCUUUAACAACCCAUUACCUCUCUCUCUCUCUCUCUCUCCCACUGUAACACUCAAAAAGGUUUGCAACUUUUCAAGUUAUUAAAGAGAUAUGGGUUAUGUCACUACAGUAUCUUUUUGUUUCACAACCAACAUGGACCCCUAUGUAACCUCUCCUUACUGUUUCUCUAUUAAUACUCAAAGCUCUGUUUUUCCCUCCAUGGCUUCUUUAGCCCAGUAAUUUGAUCCUUAAACAUGGAAAUGACUGGUUCAUUGGCCAUGGGUAGGGAGAGGCAGUCUCAUUUGUUGCUCUUUCUAUUUCUAGUCGCCGCACUCUUUACUCCUGUAUUUGGAGAUCUCUCAGAGGACUCUGUUUGGCUUCUUUGGAUCAAAUCAGAGUUGAAUGAUCCUCAAGGAGUGCUCGAGGAUUGGUCAAUGAAAGCUGACACUUGUAGCUGGAAUGGACUCACUUGCUCUAUAGAUAAAACCCAAAUUCUGGGUUUUAAUUUAUCUGGCUCAGAGCUCUCUGGUUCGUUGUCCGCCAAAUUCUCGCUCUUCACUUCCAUUGAGUUUCUUGACUUGUCGUCAAAUUCAUUAACAGGUUCUAUCCCUCCAGAGCUUGGAAAGUUAACAAAUCUUAGAGAAUUUCUGCUUUACUCCAAUUUCCUUUCUGGUUUGAUUCCUCCUGAAAUUGGACUGCUACACAAGUUGCAGGUACUGAGACUGGGUGAUAAUCUGCUUUCGGGACCCAUUCCAAAUCAGCUCUGUAACUGUACUGAGCUAACAGUUUUGGGUCUUGCUUCUCUCGAACUCAGUGGAAGUAUUCCUAGAGAUAUUGGCAAACUGAAGCUCUUGAAGAGCUUGAACGUACAGAGGAACAAUAUCAGUGGAGAAAUACCAAAAGAGGUUGGAAGUUGCAGAGAGCUUCAAGCUUUAUCAAUAGCCAACAAUGGCCUAGAAGGAAGAAUUCCACCAGAUAUAGGUAACUUGAGUGAUUUAGAGAUUCUAAAUUUGGCUAAUAAUAGCCUUUCCGGUUCGAUACCUGAAGUCCUUGGUGGCCUAUUCAAUCUGAAGCACUUGAAUUUGCUUGGAAACAGAUUAACAGGUGAAAUUCCAACUGAGCUGAAUCAAAUUAAGCUGCUCGAGAUACUCGAUUUAUCAAGGAAUAAUUUUUCGGGACCCAUUAAAAUCUUCCCAAAUGUGCUCGAGAGACUCCAAUACCUUGUUCUUUCAAGCAAUUCAUUAACUGGGGAUAUUCCUGGAAAUUUGUGCUCAAGUAAUUCAGCAUUGGAGAACCUCUUUUUAUCACAAAACAAGCUUUCUGGUGAGAUCCCACCUGGUUUGGCAAACUGUUGUUAUCUUCAGCACUUGGAUCUCUCAGAAAAUGAUUUAUCAGGUGAAAUCCCAUCCCAUAUUUCCAGUUUAAAUUUUCUUUCUGAUGUUUUUCUCCAGAACAACAGAUUCAGUGGAGUUAUACCUUCUGAGAUUGGAACUUUAAGAAAUUUAGAGACCUUUUAUCUCUUUGGCAACCAUCUUACUGGAACAAUCCCCAUAGAGAUCGGAAGAUUACAGAAGCUGACUGAGUUAUCUCUCUCUGAAAACCAGUUAUCCGGGCAGAUACCCAUCGAACUAACAAACUGCUCAAGCUUGUCCGGGAUUGAUUUCUUUGGUAACCAUUUCUCUGGACCCAUACCAAGAACCAUUGGAAAGCUUAAGAAUCUUGUCUUCCUUAACAUUAGACAAAAUGAGUUAGAAGGCUCCAUUCCUUCGAGCUUGGGCUUCUGCAAAAAGCUUCAAACUUUGGCUUUAUCAGAUAAUAGGCUCACUGGAAAACUACCGCCAACUUUCAGGUUUCUUAGAGAGUUGCAGGUUCUCUCUCUCUAUAACAACUCUCUAGAAGGCCCAAUCCCAAGAAGCCUCUUCUUUCUUAAGAAUCUGAACAUUAUCAACCUUUCCAAUAAUAAGUUAAGUGGAAGUAUGCUUCCUCUUUGUGGUUCUUCCUCUCUCAUAAAACUAGACCUCACAAAUAAUAGAUUCAUGGGGGCAAUUCCUCCAUUAGUAGGGAACUCGGUCAAUCUUAUUCGUCUCAGAUUGGGAUUGAAUAAUUUUAGUGAAGGAAUACCUCCUGAAUUAGGUCAGCUCACAAGGCUCACUCUUUUAGACCUGUCUUUUAACAGUUUAACUGGUGAAUUGCCUCGAGAUCUAUCGGGCUGUAAAAAACUAGGGCAUCUUAAUCUAAACAAUAACAAAUUUUAUGGGAAAAUUCCAUUUUGGGUAGGCUCCAUUUCUUCUCUUGGAGAGCUGGACCUCUCUUUCAACAAAUUUUUGGGGCAAAUUCCAUCAGAGCUGGGAAAUUGUUCAGAUCUUCUUAAGCUUUCACUCCAAGCCAAUAACCUUUCUGGUGAAAUCCCACCUGAAUUGGGUAGAAUAGCUUCACUGAAUGUCCUUAAUCUACAGAACAACAAACUCUCAGGUCCCAUCCCAUCCUCAAUUCAGUACUGUAAAAAGCUUUAUGAACUGAGACUAUCUGAGAAUUUGUUAACUGGGUCUGUUCCAAAGGAGAUUGGCAAGCUCACUGAUUUGCAAAUAAUGCUAGAUUUGAGCAAAAACUCACUAACAGGUGAGAUUCCCCCCUCUCUAGGAAAUUUGAUAAAGCUUGAGGGUCUAAACUUAUCUUGUAAUGGUCUCCAUGGCGCAGUUCCAUCGGAACUAAGUGGAUUAACCAGCUUAAACUCGCUCAACGUAUCAAAUAACCAUCUCGAAGGGAUGCUACCUAGAGGAUUUUCAAAGUGGUCAGAGAAGUCUUUUGCAGGCAAUUCUGGUCUUUGUGGAGCUCCCCUGGUUAAAUGCUUGGAGAUAUUGGGUAGCCAGAAAGAUCGGCUUUCAAAAAUGGCAGAAGCUGGAAUAACCGCAGGAAUUGUGUUUCUCACGACGAUUAUUUGCUCGAUAAUUUUGUGGCUUAUAUUCAGGAUGUGUUAUGAACUGAGGAGGAAUGCAGUUUCAAGCCUGGAUUAUCAGGUGAGCUCUGAGUUCUAUGAAGAGAAGUUUUAUGAGGGCAACAAGAAGAGAGCUGUUGGUGGUUACUUAAAGGUGCAAUCAUUGGAUAUGGUUUCUUCGCCGCCACCAGAGGGUAAGAAGCCAUGAGAACCAUGCAAAUUCAGGUGUAAUUUGAAUGUGGGUGGAGUGAAAAAAAAAAAAA